UAAUAAAGAUGUGUAUGUAACAAUUUUCUUAAAAGAAAACCCGGGUGAAAAGUUGAGUGGCGUCCCGAUAAAAAAAAGACCCAGCUAUGAACUGAUUGGGGUAAAGGUAAACGGUUACGACUGGAUUAGGGGACGCGAAGAGGAGGAGGUGUUGAGCUUUGAAUAAGGUGAAGUCAACGGCAGCCAUUACCUCAUUUUCUUCCGAUUGCGUUGGCAGGUGCGUAAUGCGCACAUUGCGUACACCAGACGGGAUGUCAACCAAUCACACGCGACUCUGUCAGUCUCGCACACUCAAAACCUUCCUUCCCCGAACAACAACCACCGUUUUCUUGCAUUCCACUUCUCACCAUGUCCUUGAUGCCCAAUUCUAGGGUUCCUCUUCUCCUCUUCAUCUCUUCCAUAUUCUUCACCUCUUUUCCAGGGUUGACGUUUGGUGCAAUUGUGUCGCUGAGAUCAAUUGAGAUUUUUAAAACGCACGAGUGGCUGAAAGCCACUACAACGGUGUAUUUCCUAUGCAAAGGGGAGAACGAGACGGUGCUUCCAGAUGUCAAGAAACCCCACGCCAUUUAUGCUUUCAAUGGUCAAGAAUCUUGGCAGCCUUUAAGCAGCUUUUCAAGUAAAAAAUGCAAGCGGUGUGGAUUCUAUGAGGAGGACAGCAUUACUUCGGAUGAUGCAUUUGACGAAUGGGAGUUUUGUCCUUCUGACUUUGCUGCACCCAACGGUGAAUAUAUUCGGUUCAAGGAAAAGGAAUUCAAUGCUACUUUCCUGUGCCCUGAGUGCUUAUCUCUUGCUGGUGUUGAUGAGCAUGAUGACGGAAAAGGAAUGCAUAUAGCUGUUGUCGUUUUGCUGAGUAUUUUGGUUUCAGUUACACUGAUUCUUGGAGUGGUGGGUGCAUAUAAGUUCUGGCGAAAGAAGUUAAGGGAACAGGACCAGGCUCGGCUUUUGAAGUUAUUUGAAGAUGAUGAUGACAUUGGGGAUGAGCUGGGCCUUGGUAGUGCAAUUUGAUAUAACGAUAGUGAAGAAAAUACCUCCUUCACAGUAUAGGUCAACCUCAAAAUUUUGUUUAUGAAAAAGAAUGAGAAAUUAUUUUCUUCUGGUUUAACAUGCGACUAUGCCGAUUAUAGGAAAUAUUCAUCAAAGCGGGAAGAAAGGUGUGCCAAUGUUCAUAUACACCUGUACAUGAAAUAGAGCUACGUUGUACUUCAUAUUUUAGGUUUGCUCGGCAAUUUAGUAGAAACAGAACAGAAAAAGAAAUAAAUGGUGUACUUCAUCUUUAAGUUAUGCUCAGCAAUUUUGUAAAAACAAAAAAGUAAAAUAAAUAAAUGUCAUGAAUGAUCAUUAUUUUUAGAGCA
Messenger RNA from Glycine soja, 1352 nucleotides. RefSeq lists its product as uncharacterized. The record is from RefSeq and is a predicted model, not a curated record. Lineage: Eukaryota; Viridiplantae; Streptophyta; Magnoliopsida; Fabales; Fabaceae. Bases 349 to 1005 code for a protein of 218 amino acids. The transcript is spliced from 4 exons.